AUAAGCGGGUGAAGAGGCAGUCUGAGGAUAAAGGGCCCAUCUUGAAUCGGCAGUGGGCUGGAAGGCAGUCAGGCUGAGACCAUGGAGCUCAGUGUCUUCCUCCUCCUUGCUUUCCUCACAGGUCUCUUGCUUCUCCUGGCCAGGGGCCACCCAAAGGCACAGGGCCGCCUCCCACCAGGCCCCCGUCCUCUGCCCAUCUUUGGGAACCUUCUCCAGAUGGACAGAAGAGGCCUCUUAAAAUUCUUCCUGAGGCUCCGAGACAAAUACGGGGAUGUCUUCACGGUGUACUUUGGGCCAAGGCCUGUGGUCAUGCUAUGUGGGAUAGAGGCCAUUCGAGAGGCCCUGGUGGACCAAUCUGAGGCCUUCUCUGGUCGGGGGAAAGUUGCCGUUGUUGAUCCAGUCUUCCAGGGAUAUGGUGUUGUCUUUGCCAAUGGGAAACGCUGGAAGACCCUUCGGCAAUUCUCUCUGACCACCAUGAAAGACUUCGGGAUGGGCAAGAGGGGUGUGGAGGAGCUGAUUCAGGAAGAAGCUCAAUGUCUCGUGGAGGAACUGCGGAAACCCCAGGGAGAGCUCCAGGACCCCACCUUCCUCUUCUACUCCAUCACCGCCAAUGUCAUCUGCUCCAUUGUAUUUGGAGAACGCUUUGCCUACAGAGAUCCUGAGUUCCUGAAGCUUCUGGACAUGUUUUACCAGACCUUCACGCUCACAAGCUCCUUCUCCAGCCAGGUGUUCGAGUUCUUCUCUGACAUCUUGAAGUACUUUCCUGGCACACACAGGCAAAUCUACAGAAACCUGCAGGAAAUCAAUGCCUUCAUUGGCCGCAGUGUGGAGAAGCACAGGGAGACCCUUGACCCCAGCACCCCUCGGGACUUCAUCGAUACCUACCUGCUCCACAUGGACAAAGAGAAAUCCGACCCGAACAGCGAGUUCCACCAACAGAACCUCAUCAUCACUGCUCUCUCGCUCUUCUUCGCGGGCACCGAGACCACCAGUACCACUCUUCGCUAUGGAUUCCUGUUCCUGCUCAAAUACCCCCAUGUCGCAGAGAGAGUCCACAGGGAGAUUGAUCAGGUGAUUGGCUCACAUCGCCCUCCAGCCCUGAAUGACCGAGCCAAAAUGCCAUAUACUGAUGCAGUCAUCCAUGAGAUUCAGAGAUGCGGAGACAUUCUUCCUCUGGGCUUGCCCCACGUAGUCACCAAAGACAUUCUAUUCCGAGGGUACAUCAUCCCAAAGGACACUGCAGUAUUUCCCAUCCUGAGCUCUGCUCUACAAGACCCCCGUUACUUUGAAAAACCAGACACCUUCAACCCUGACCACUUUCUGGAUGCCAAUGGGGCACUAAAGAAGAAUGAAGCUUUUAUCCCCUUCUCCUUAGGAAAGCGCAUUUGCCUUGGUGAAGGCAUCGCCCGCACGGAAUUAUUCCUCUUCUUCACCACCAUCCUGCAGAACUUCUCCGUGGCCAGCCCUGUGGCCCCUGAGGACAUUGACCUCACACCCCAGGAGAAUGGAGUGGGCAAGGUGCCCCCGACAUACCAGAUCCGUUUCCUGUCCCGCUGAGAGGAUUGAAGGAAAGGGGUCAAAGGAUUCCAGGGUCAUGAAGUAUCCCCACCUCUGCAGGGAAUGUAUCCUGACACUCUAUGUUUUCUUGAUUUGAGAGACCUGCUACAAGCCAGUAUCCUUUUCCUUUCUUGGUUGCCAACUCCAUGCAGCGUAAUCUCCUUCUUUCAUGCUUAAGCUCUUCUAAAUACUCAAGGAGGUUUUCCUUUCCUCUAGCAAUAGAAUUCCAGAAGUGGUGUAUAUACAGAAACUGGAGGCUGAAAGGGGAAACUCAGCACAGAAUUUCUCUGCAGUUCUGCCACCCAGGCCACAGUUCCCCUUGAGUGACAUCUCCCUUCUCAGAACAAACACAGCCUCCAUUUGUAUACUCCUCAUGGUCCAUGAUGUGUGCAUACAUCAUCUUGCUUGAAUCUCUCAACAGCCCCACCUGGCGGGUACAAUGAUCAUGUGUAAGGCUUCAGUUGUCCGAGGUCACAUGGCUAGUGAGUGGAAGACAAAGAUCUACACUCUGUCUCCCUCACUAUAGAACUUAAACUCUUUACUAAAGCUCCCUCCCCAUAUGUUUUUAAAUUAAGGUGAAAUUCACAGGAAAAAAAAUCAAGAAUUUUAAAGAGUGUAAUUUAGUACUUUCUGUGUCUGUGGAUUUUCUGCAUAUUUUAAUGUAAUGGAAUCACACGA
Messenger RNA from Hipposideros armiger (great roundleaf bat), 2235 nucleotides. RefSeq names its product cytochrome P450 2B11-like. Gene Ontology annotation, molecular function: iron ion binding; arachidonate epoxygenase activity; oxidoreductase activity, acting on paired donors, with incorporation or reduction of molecular oxygen, reduced flavin or flavoprotein as one donor, and incorporation of one atom of oxygen. Gene Ontology annotation, biological process: xenobiotic metabolic process; epoxygenase P450 pathway. The transcript has 9 exons. The coding region runs from base 82 to 1557 and encodes 491 amino acids. NCBI's taxonomy places the organism in Eukaryota, Metazoa, Chordata, Mammalia, Chiroptera, Hipposideridae. Gene Ontology annotation, cellular component: cytoplasm; intracellular membrane-bounded organelle. The record is from RefSeq and is a predicted model, not a curated record.